Fimicolochytrium jonesii is the source of this 1441-nucleotide messenger RNA. Its product is annotated as thaumatin family-domain-containing protein. The record is from RefSeq and is a predicted model, not a curated record. The coding region runs from base 89 to 1240 and encodes 383 amino acids. Lineage: Eukaryota; Fungi; Chytridiomycota; Chytridiomycetes; Spizellomycetales; Powellomycetaceae. The transcript is spliced from 2 exons.
GGUAUAUAAAGAGGACGGCAAGCUGUCCAAGAACUUCCCGCUCAUUAACAGACCACAUUCUUCAACGAUCUCGAUACCCCCAAUCACGAUGCGAGCCUCCGCCCUUCUCUUCACCUUUGCGCCCGCCUUCUUGGGUCUGAUCUCUUCGGCUAGCGCUGGUCCUUUGGACCGUCGUGCGACUGCUUGCGGUGCUGGAUUGACACCUUGCGGCAGGGAUUGCUUCCGGGCAUCCGAAGGUCUCUACCACUGUGAGAACGAUGUGUUGAAGCAAGGCCCCGGACCGGCAAAGCCGCCAACCAACCCUCCGAACACGCCGCCGACCACCCCUCCGACCACCCCGCCCACCGGCAGCCCGCCUCCUGCCAAUCCCGGCGGCCAUACAAUCACCGUGGCCAACAAGUGCCAGGAAGACAUCUGGAUCGGAAUCCAAGGAGACCCACUUCCCCGCGACGGCGGCUUCUUCCUCCCUCGCGGCGGUUCAGACAACAUCGCGGUCCCUGCAACCUGGACCGCCGGCCGCAUCUGGGCACGCACAGGCUGCAAAGACCAAGGCGGACAUCUCGUCUGCGAAUCCGGUGACUGCGGCGCGUUCGCCAACGGCUUCGGCGUCGCAUGCAAGGGGAUCGGCGGCCAACCGCCCGCAACCCUCGCCGAGUUCACCCUACAAAGCGGCGGCAAGACCGACUUUUACGACAUCUCCAACGUCGAUGGGCACAACAUCGGCGUCAAGAUCGAGUCGUUCGGGACCACCGUCAACAACCCUGGUCUCGGCAAGUUCAACUGCGGGAACCCCUCAUGUGCGAUGGAUAUGAGCAAGUGUCCGCCGGAGCUGACCCGCAAGACGGCGAACGGUCGCUUGGUGUGUCUGGCUAUCUCGGCUGCCGCCAGAGAUAACGCGCUCAAGUCGGCCUUCCCCGAACUCCAGGCCAUCUUCAACAACCCCGACACUCUCUCGCUCGUCUCCUGCUCUUGCGAUUGCGGUCCCAAAUGCGGCUGCACCGACCCUCGCUCCAAGCACUGCUGCUCGCCGUAUAACAACGACCCCAACGAGAGGGGAGGCAAAUGCAGGGUUGAGCAGUGGCCCGUUAGCCACAGGCCCGGAGCCGGGAGCGCCUUCCCUGCACGCUAUGAUCAGGUCUUCAAGAAUCAAUGCCCUGAUGCGUACUCGUGGCAGUUUGACGACUUGAACAGUACGUUCCAGUGCUUGAACGCGAAUUACAGGGUUACAUUUUGCCCUUGAAGGACAUUCUCGAGUAGAUGUUAGUUUGCAGAUAGAUGGCGGGAGGGUGCAUAGUCAAAAGGAGAUACUCUACCCUCAUUUCGGUGUUCGGCUUCGCUGUCCGGUUAUAUCCCUGCCCCUCCCGUCCGUCCCUCCUCAUGUAAUUGAAAGUCGAACGACGGCAUACGGUAGUACAUUGUAGUAAUACACAUACCUUCCACA